Molecule: messenger RNA, 1302 nt
Organism: Protopolystoma xenopodis
Lineage: Eukaryota; Metazoa; Platyhelminthes; Monogenea; Polystomatidea; Polystomatidae
Source: the annotation of a GenBank genome assembly
AUUUCUUACGGUCGUGGUGGAAAGGGCAUCGGCCUUGGACUUCGGUUUGCGCACACCUUUUCUGAUCGCCUUUCUUGUCAUCUAGGUUUGCGUAUAUUGCGUUGUAAGUGGAGUGAUAACUGGUUCUCGUUAGCGCCUGGAAUUGGCACUGGCGUUUCUCUUCAAUUAACCCCUCAACUUAAAGCAACUGCUCAGCUGGGUUGGUUCAUCAACAGUGGCUUGUCUACAGAGGUAGUCUGGGCAUCACCUUCUGGUAUGCUUGGACUCCGUAUAGGUACCUAUCUCCGUCCAACUGGCAAGUUCGGAAUAACCGUCAAUCUCGAGAAAACGUUACUAGCUGCCUGGCUUGCUGAACCACUAAGUGCUUCAAGUUCAGAUUAUGACAAUCAAGAUAUUGGCGCCCGUCAUCAGAAAACUCGAUCCUCAUCAUUCCAAGAUGAUGAAGAUAGGGUUCAUUGUAAAGAAGAGGAUUCCGGAUGCCCUUUCGAUAGGAGAGGCCGGCUAUCGCUCAUGAUGAGUCUUAAUUCAUCCGACACUUUUUCAUUUGGCGCAGGAUUGACCAGCCCGAUAUCAACUUAUUCUCGGUUAACCGGGUUUAUUCAUCUCAGUCUCACUCAAGGCAUUACUUUUCGCUUGACUCUACAGCGUGGUCAACAAACGUACGCGCUGCCUAUUCGGCUUUCAGCGGAAGCUGACCCAGUUGCUUUUGGCUAUGGCUUUUUGGUUCCCUUGUUGGCAUUCGCGGCGAUUCGAAGUCUUGUCUAUGAACCUUGGCUCCGUAGGGAGCUAGAGCGUGCACAAGUAUUUCGUCGCAAGCGACUGCGCGACGAGCUUUUCCGUCGUCGACAGCAAGCUCUGGCUACUCAAGCCCUGAUGAAGCUAGCAUCUGAAAGACAGGCGCAAACUGAGGCUGCAAUUAAGGGGCUUGUCAUUCGCCGAGCAGUCUUUGGAUGUAUAUCUGCAUCUACCUCAGAUAUCGGCGACAUUCCUCCAGACGCAGUGGCAACCUCUGUUUCAAAAAUCGACCUCAGUGGCCCUAUUUGUGUGGACGUGACUACACCACUCCAAGCCAUGGUCGAGAAUAGCCAACUCCGCCUUCCCCCUGGCCGGUGGUCUGAUAUGCAGGGUUUCUACGACCCUUGCUUGGGAUUGAUUGUAGCUCCUAGCUCUUCAGCAAGUCUGGCAGGUCAGCGAUCAUCUCGGAACGGUGUUUGUCGACAGCUCUAUGUGAAUUAUGAAUUCCAUUCUGCUCUCCAUGAGGUCCUCGUAGAUGAGUCACAGGGUUUAGCAAUUCCAAUGGCC